UUAAAGGGCUGUGGAAAAUAAAGUAAAAUAGGAAAAGAAAAAUUUCUUCCGUCCACCAGGAUCUCCUCCCUCCCGCUUUCCUCCUCCUCCUCUUCCUCCUCCUUCAUCUAGCAGUUCAGAAGGGUUUCGAAAGGAGAAAAAAGAAAGAAGGAAUUGUUCUUUGUCCAGGAGUUGAAUCAUUAAAGGGGUUCAGCGGCUUGGCUACAUCUUGCGUGUAAUUUUGGACAACUUAUUGUCGAAAACAUUUGCAGAUGUGUCCAAAAUAUCAUGAAUACUCUCAUAUUGGCUCUAGAGAAGGUGCAUCAAUCACGGAAGAUAAGAACGAGGUUUAUUCAUGCCCAUCAAGUAUUGUUACGAGCCUUCAGCUAUCAAGAACUGUCUGUACAACGCCUCAAAGUUCUGUACCAAUGUUUGUAUAUAGUCGAAGGAAGCUACAAGGAAAUGCCAGUACCAGUGCUGUUUUCUCAGCACAGGACCCUGCGAGCACAAAGCGAAGUGGAGAGGACUGUGUCUCUGUUGUCAGUUAUUGUGCUCCUUCACUUAAGGAGCAACAUGUGGUUUCUCAAGCUGAGCUUGCUAUUGAAGAUCCUAACAUGCCUUAUAUAGCAGGCAAAGGUGAGUCUUGUGUUAUGAAAUUGGAAUCUCUUAAUGGAUGCUCACUGGUAGAAGAACGGGUUUCUGAUCAAGCUUCCAAAAGUACGGAGCAGAAAAUCAUUGAGGUUGACAGUAUAAAUGACAGUUGCUCAUCAUCAAAAUCAGAUAUGGAACUUGUUUCAGCUUCUAUGCAUACUCAAGCGGAAGAUACUAGUGAGUGCUCCUCAUCUAGUGCAAUGUUCGUAGAGGCCUUGGGGGAAGAGUUAUCGGAAAAGGAUUUAUGUACUUCUGUAGUUAGAAGCAAGGGAGUGUUUGGAAGAGUUUGGCCUAGCAGGACUCAUGGUUCUGCUGAAGGUGUUGGUGAUAGCAGUGCUAGCAGCAGUUCUCGGUUUUGCAAACUAUGUGCUCAUCUUGAAUCACCACUUAAAAUGCUAAUUUGUGAUAACUGUGAGGAGUCAUUUCAUUUAUCUUGCUGCAAUCCUCGUAUAAAAAGAAUACCUCAGGAUGAGUGGUUUUGUCAUUCAUGUGCGAAGAAGAGGCGUAAAAUUCUUACUGAGACAGUUUCCACUAGAUUUUCAAAUAUGAUUGGUGAGAAAGGCAGAUCUGGAAAUUCUUAUACAGAUGAAUCAAAUCCCAUAGCAUUGAUGCUAAGAGAUACUCCGCCGUAUACAACUGGUGUUCGAAUUGGGAAAGGUUUUCAAGCAGAAGUUUCAGACUGGUCAAUUCCAAUCACUGAUGAUGCAGAUACAAUAACUGAGGACUUGGAAAUAGAUCCAUCAGAUUUUGUUAAUUCAACUGAGUUUGGUUCACGCAAGCCUCAUAAUUUUGGCUGUAUUGGUAACUGGCUUCAAUGUAGAGAGAUUAUUGAUGGUGCAGGAGAAAGUGCUAAUGGAACUAUAUGUGGAAAGUGGCGCAGGGCUCCUUUGUUUGAAGUCCAAACUGAUGAUUGGGAGUGCUUUUGCUCUGUCCUUUGGGAUCCAAUUCAUGCUGAUUGUGCUGUGCCUCAGGAGCUGGACACUGAACAAGUUCUCAAGCAACUAAAGUAUAUUCAGAUGCUGAGACCACGGUUAGAUGCUAAACGGCGAAAAUUGGACUACGUGAAGAAUGAUGAUAAUUCAGUGGACAAUGUAGAGAAUAUGAGAAAUAUAAGAACUCGGAAAUGAGUAGUGCAAAGUGAUUCUGUUGAAAUUGUGCAUACCACUUGCAGUUUGUACAUUGUCAUAGAAAUCAAUAGCCAUGAAUUUUCAAGUUGUAUGUUUAAUCACAGGAUGUAACGGGUGUAUACAGCAGAUUAAUAGAGUGCAAUCAUAUAGCCACUGGCUUGAGCUGCCUUCUUUCGUAUUUUCUUUUUCCCUCUUUUUUCCUUCAGUUGCUAGCGACUUUGGUGUGCAGAUACAAAGCGUAAUGCUAGCAAAGUCCUUUUGCGCUGUAUAGUCUUGCAGUUUGCUUACAGUAGAAAAUACCUUUCAUGAUAGACUUGGUAUUGGAGUAUGUUAUGUUAUCUUUCCAGUUUUAUUUU
This is a messenger RNA of Ricinus communis (castor bean), 2113 nucleotides long. RefSeq lists its product as uncharacterized. The record is from RefSeq and is a predicted model, not a curated record. The transcript has 8 exons. Gene Ontology annotation, biological process: chromatin remodeling. Gene Ontology annotation, molecular function: zinc ion binding. Lineage: Eukaryota; Viridiplantae; Streptophyta; Magnoliopsida; Malpighiales; Euphorbiaceae. The coding region runs from base 252 to 1757 and encodes 501 amino acids.